CAACUUUUGUAUACAUUUACAGGAUAUUAGACAUAGUAUAUUUCUGAAGUCUGGAAGUCCAAUGAGAGCAUAAUGGAUAUUGGUGAGCUGCUCGAUUAUAAGCCGAACUUGGGUAAAAGAGAUAUUGAUGGCAAUGAUAACCCUUCAGAAAAGCCAAAGAAAAAGUCUGCUAGACUUCAGCUGGGUAAUGAUAUGUCUGUCACAUCAGGUAUAAAAAGAGGUUUCAAUACAGUCCAGACAACACAAUCUAUAUCAAAUAUUGAAGAAGAAGAACGACAGAUGAAACUUUUGGAAAUGGUGGAAGGUCAAAUUCAAAUUUCUGCAGAUGCGAUAGAAACUUUGGAUGAUCAGAGUAUCAAAAAGAUGAUUCUUUCAUUCGAAAAACGUGUUCUAAAAAACCAAGAAAUGCGAAUUAAAUUUUCCGAUAAUCCUGAAAAAUUCAUGGAAUCGGAACUUGACUUGAACGAUAUAGUUUCUGAAAUGAAAGUACUUGCUACGAUGCCUGAACAUUAUCAUUACUUAGUAGAAUUACGUGCUGUUAACUCAUUUCUUGCUCUGGUAAAUCAUGCGAAUGCAGACAUUUCGAUUGCAGUCAUUGAUUUAUUACAAGAACUAACAGAUAUUGAUACAUUAACUGAAAAUGAAGAAGGUGCAGAGGUCCUAAUUGAUGCUCUGAUGGAUGGGCAAGUAUCAUCUCUUCUUGUACAAAAUAUGGAUAGAUUAGAUGAAACAGUAAAGGAAGAAGCUGAAGCUGUUCACCACACCUUGGGAGUAAUUGAAAAUAUGAUCGAACUAAAGCCAGAAUUAUGUCCAGUUCUUGCACAGCAAGAUUUGUUACAAUGGCUCCUCAAAAGGUUAAAAUUGAAAAAGGAAUUUGAUGCCAAUAAACUAUAUUGUGCUGAAAUCUUGUCAAUAUUACUUCAAAGACAUGAUGAGACAAGGAAACUACUCGGAGAACAUGAUGGUAUUGACAUUUUAUUACAACUUCUAGCUGUUUAUAAACGAAAUGAUCCAAUAUCAUCAGAAGAAACUGAACUCAUGGAGAACCUUUUUAACUGCCUUUGCUCUUCAUUAUUGUAUGAAGGAAAUCGAUCACUAUUCUUGAAAGGUGAGGGACUACAACUCAUGAAUUUAAUGUUAAGGGAGAAAAAGAUGUCAAGAAACAGUGCGUUGAAAGUUCUUGAUCAUGCUAUGACUGGAUAUCAUGGUGCAGACAACUGUGCCAAAUUUGUUGAAAUUCUCGGUUUACGAACUCUUUUCCCACUGUUUAUGAGGCCUCCGAAAAAGCAGAAGAAAGGCGGAGUCAGAGUAAAAGUACACGAAGAACAUGUUGUAUCUAUAAUUUCCUCCAUGUUACGAAAUUUACAAGGACCACAACGGCAGAGAUUGAUUAGUAAAUUCACUGAAUCGGAUUUAGCAAAAGUGGAUCGUUUAAUGGAGAUACACUUCAAGUACUAUUCCCGUGUACAAGCUGCAGAAAACAAGUUGGAAAAGGAGAAAGCAAUGUUACAAGCAGAGGGAAAAGAUUGGGACGAGGAAAUGGAAGAUGAACAUUAUAUGAGUAGAUUAGAUGCCGGGCUUUUCAUUUUACAACAAGUAGAUUAUAUUAUUGUUGAAGUGGCAUCUUCUGGUCUGUCAGCAAUUAAACAACGCAUUCAGCAGAUAUUAAAUCUACGUGGCGGCUCUGUUAAAAGCAUCAGAACAAUCUUGCGAGAAUAUGCAGGAAGUAUAGGGGAGGGAGAAGAUGAAUCUGCGAAAACAGAACAGCAGAGAAUUAUGGGUCUUGCUGACAAGUUCUGAUGAAUUCUAGAAAUUUGCUCUGAAAGUUUUUAAAAAAGAAUAGCUCUCAAAACUGGAAAAAAUGCUCAUUGUCAACAUUUUACUGGAUGGCAGAAGGGAACAAGGCGAGGAAGGUGUGUGAAUCUUCACAAAAUUGUCAAAAUGUUGGCAAUACCUACCAAGAAUAAAAUUAAUUCCAUGCGCUGAGUAGUACUUUGCCAAGUGCCGUCUAUGGAUAGCAAAAUAUGUUGUAGGUGAUUUAUUCAAAUGGUCUUUGAGUAAUCGUUUAUUUUUUAAUAUACAAUGAAUUCUCAUUUCUGAUUAGUUCCAAGUAUGACUGGGGAAUUCGCAGCUUAAUGUUUUGUAAAUUAUAGUAGAAUAAUCCUCUUGUUAUCCUGGACUACAAUGUUUUUGCAAUGUAACGCAUAUAAAUUCUCAUUGCCAAAGCUAUGGUUGUAAACAUGAUAGCAAACCAUCCACCUUAA
This is a messenger RNA of Styela clava, 2264 nucleotides long. RefSeq names its product beta-catenin-like protein 1. Lineage: Eukaryota; Metazoa; Chordata; Ascidiacea; Stolidobranchia; Styelidae. Gene Ontology annotation, cellular component: spliceosomal complex. The record is from RefSeq and is a predicted model, not a curated record.